GCUGGUAGAAACUUCAGGAGGCAGUAAAAACAGGAAGUUGGUCUACUCUGCCCACCUCCAGGGCCCUCCUCCUUACGCUCUACUGGAUGAAACUUCCUGUAAGGGUUUCCAUCUUGUAACUGGUGUUUGAAGCCUGCUGAUAUCUUUCUCAGCAGCUCUCUUCACUUUUGUUCAGCUCGAGGCCACACAGAAGAACACAAUAAGGACGUUCGUGACAAGGAACUUCAGGAUCUCCCAUGGCUGUGAAUGGUCACUGCCUCUCAUCUCCCAAGAAGUGGAAGCACACUGAAAUAUUUUAAUGUUUUUUACACUGCUCACAGAUUCAUUUUUGGUUCCAAAACUAACCCCAUUCAAAGAAGAAUGAGAUGCCAGCGUAUUUUCCGUAGGAGCAUUCUCAACUCGACUGAGCACACUGGUGAUACAGUGCAUACUUCAUCUUAUAAGCAGCAAUAUGGAGAGCCAGCAAUGAGUAAUUCUCUCAUGCAUACCCGAAGAUACACUCCAUAUGGCAUGCCAUCCCGUCAUCAGAGAGUCAAUUUACAUAAAUGGAACCAAAUGAGUGUUAACAUGGAGGGGGGCUCACAACCUCCAGAGAGAAAAAUAGAGAGGGACAAACAAGAUGAUACUUCAGAGAACUGGUUCAAGGUCACAAUUCCCUUUGGCAUACAAUAUGAUAAGAAGUGGCUGCUGAAUUUGUUUCAGAGCCAGUGCCACAUCCCUUUCACUCCGGUGCAGUUUCACUAUGAAAAGAUGCAGGCCCAUUUUUUUGUCAACAAUCCCAACGUUGCCUUUAUGCUGAAGGCUAUCAGUGACAAGAUUCGAGAUGAGACUGAUAAUAAGAUAUCAGUCUUCAUCAGUCCCUGUGAUGAACCCCCCUCAGUGACAGAGCUCAAGUUAGAAAAGAUGGAUCACAAAAAGCCGCAGAGUCACAGAACUCCAUCUGUAAUUCUGCAGCCGACUAUGAAGCAACAGUGUGCUACUUCUCAGCGAGUUCUUAGUAGACAGAGACUUCCCUUUGACCAAGAUUUGAUGACCCAUCCUACUGACUUGGCACUGAUUCCUAGAAGUUAUAUGGCUCAUUCCUUGACUAUCCAGGAAAAGAACAUGACCCAGAUGAACUCUGAAGGGGAGAUGGUCAAGGAGCAAGCCCCAGAUCCAGAAAAGAUAUGUGCAGACAAAAGCUUUCUGAGUACUACCAUGCCGGAUAAGUCCAGUAACAUAAAUUCAAUUCUGGAAUUGUUCCCUAAGUUACUAAGCCUGGAUGGACAGGAAUCACGUAAACCAACUCUCUGUGGCCCUGAAGAUCAUAAGACCUUACCAACUUGCAAGGGAAGUUUUUUUGGAUCAGAGUCCAUAAAGACAAUGGUCCUACAGUUCCUGCAGCAGUAUUUUUUCAUCUAUGACAAUGGAGAUCGGCAGGGACUCCUCCAUACUUACCAUGCUGAGGCUUGCUUCUCAUUAACCGUCCCUUUCAGUUCUGUCGACUUAUGCACGAGCAGCUUGUGUGAGUACUUCAAGUACAGCAGAAAUAUGAAGAUUCUCAAGGAUCCUUUGGAUGGCAGCUCUCAAGGGUGCGUUCAUGCCUUCACUCGGAUUUUCAUUGCUACCUGUGGCAACAGUUCAGACCUUUGUAUCAUCAAUGACAAGCUGUCUGUGAGGAAUGCCCAUGGGGUUCCUAGUGCCUCCACCUCUGUGGUCACAUCUUCCUCCAGUUAUUUGCCUUCCUUCUCUCAAGAUCUAUGGGAGAUGGUGCCAACAUUCUCUGCCCAGUCUAGAGAGAAUGUUGAGAGGUCUCAAAAAUGCCCUCAAGGUGACCAGAGGAAUUACAACAGAGCUAUACAAAGCCUUGCUUUGCUCAAGGUAAAGGACACGGUCCCAGAGGAUAAGUUCACACAGACAGAUACAAGAUCCCAAGAAUAGCACACCAAGAAGAAAUUCUUAGGUGUCACUGUCUUAUUUCUUCAAAGCUCUGCUGAAAUUCUGUUCUAGUACAAUAAUGUCCAUGUAAACAAACUGGGAUAUCUAGUUUCAUCCUGGAAGCCAAAACCUAUCUUGUGGAGCAGACUCAAAUUGUUUUGUGUAUUUGCCACAUAUUUGAGGAUCCAUGCUUCUUCUUAUAUUUUCUUUUAUUAUAAGUUUUAUUAAUUUUGUUGAGCAUUCCGUAUUUCUCUAAUAUAUUCUGGUUACUCUCACCCCUCACUCUGUCACAUCUCCUUCCUACCCUUGUUCACCCUCCCUCUUCCCUAUAAGGCCUUAUCUAAUACUUAUUCUGUUUUGCAUUAUGACCCAUUGAGAAUAAACAGGGUCAUGUAUGUGACCAUAUGUUUGGAACUAUCCAUUGGGGUACCUGUGGGUGCAUAAUUAAAGACAGUGACUAUCUUUUUCCUAGGAUCCUUCAGUAGCCAAUAGUUUAGCAGAGAGGGAUAGAACCCUCACUCUAUGGUUGACUAAUGAGAGGCCUAGGCUUGUGCAGGCCCAGUGGAGGUAAUCUCACUUGCUGUAAGAUUGUAAUAAUUAUUUCAUGCUCAGAAGA
This is a messenger RNA of Mastomys coucha (southern multimammate mouse), 2533 nucleotides long. RefSeq names its product nuclear RNA export factor 3 (gene Nxf3). Gene Ontology annotation, cellular component: cytoplasm; nucleus. The coding region runs from base 247 to 1920 and encodes 557 amino acids. Gene Ontology annotation, molecular function: RNA binding; protein binding. The record is from RefSeq and is a predicted model, not a curated record. NCBI's taxonomy places the organism in Eukaryota, Metazoa, Chordata, Mammalia, Rodentia, Muridae. Gene Ontology annotation, biological process: poly(A)+ mRNA export from nucleus. The transcript has 19 exons.